Messenger RNA from Amoebophrya sp. A120, 3606 nucleotides. Lineage: Eukaryota; Dinophyceae; Syndiniales; Amoebophryaceae. The record is from the annotation of a GenBank genome assembly.
ACGUCACUUCCCCCGAAUGGAGCGGAUCCGGCAAAUGCUGCUGGGACCAGUGGCACAACAUCAACUCUGGCCGCGCCGGGAACAACCACCGGGAAUGACGGUACAAUAAGCACCUCUGAAGAGUUGGACCCAAGCGGACCUACGGCUCCUGCAUCGGGAAGCACGCAAAGAUCUCCAGCCGGCCACUUGGAGGGAAAUGCUGAUCCUGCUACUGCUGCUGCUGCUGCUGCUACCUCAACGUCUAGCGACCGCGAUGCGAUUGCAAGCGGCUCAGCUAGCCCUCGUACCACCUUCACAGCUGCUGCCUCGGAGCCCUCCGCCCCGGAGCAGCCGUCUUUGUUCCCCGGUGGAGCGAGUGGGUCCUCGUUCUCGUCGGGCGUCGAAAACACUCCACCACCGAGCAGGGCUGCCAGCCCCAGCGCUGCCUCUCGCUUUACAGCGGUUCAUCUUCCGACAGGAACGGGGACUGCAGCGACUACAGGGCAAACUCCAACCACACAACCGCUUGGCGCCGUUGUGACAGCGGACGACGUGGUGCAGGGACGAGAGACUCAAAUUGACUCGCAUGUUGAAGAGGCAUUUAUUCCCAGCACGAAUUCUCCGCUCAGCCGCUCGCAAUCGUUCCAGGACUUGCAGCGCCAGGAGACGACUCCACUCACCACUGGCAACGCUUCCUUGAGCCGCACCAAAUCGUGGCCCUUGCUUCCUGGAAUGGAAGCGGAAGUGGAAGUUCGACCCGAGGAACUUCGUGUUGCGGCGGGAGAUGCAACUGCGGGAGAUGCAGCUGCGGGAGAUGCAGCUGCGGGAGAUGCAGCUGCGGGAGAUGCAGCUGUGGGAGAUGCAACUGCGGGAGAUGCAGCUGCGGGAGGUGGAGCUGCGGAAGAAGCUUCCUCUGCAGGGCAGGAACGGUUGCAGCAAGAUGGAAAUAGUACUACAAGAGCAGCUGCUGGCGCUGGCGCUCCCAUUUCUUGUGCCAGGAAAAGCAAAUUCACCCGGGUCGCAGAAAGGAUCGCCGGCGCUGCGGCCUCGUUGCAGCAGCUUUUGAUCAACUAUGUCCAAGUAGUGCGGGGGCAAAAAUUUGCAGGUCAGGACCAGGGCCAGGGCCACGACCAGCAGCAGCAUAGCGAAGACGACGGCGACGUGACCCGAAGUCAACAUGAUGAGAAACAGGAACAACUAGUAAAAUACCGUCAUGCCCUUCACCCGGUUCUCAACUUUUUGCACACAAUGUCGGCGGAGGCGAUGGUCAGUGUGGGGUUGCACCUGGGCGCAACGCUGCAACCGGAGUUCGGAGAGGAGUUACUGCUUGCCUUUGCGGAAAUCACGCGGGAUCUGUGCCGGAAAGUUAAGAGCCCCGAGAUGAGAAAUGCCCUCCUGCACCGUGCGGCCGCGGCGUUGGAACUGGCGGCCAAGAAUAGUAAGGGGCACAAGUCGAGUUUCAAUUUGCAAAUUCUGAAAGACAUUGAACAAAACCAACCCGUGAACAUCAAAUUUCUUCACGAUAAACCUGCUGGAAAAACCCAAACCGGCGACGAGCUCGUGGUGGAGGAUGAAGGAGGAGCGGCUGUUGAGCAGCAGCAGCUACACAUCGGAAACGAAGACAAUACUGCCAGUACGUCCUCAACGCAGGUCGUGGCUAAGGAAGAUCAGCAUCAGGAGACCUCGUCCGGUAAUGACGGCCUGCUCCCCCCUGGGGACUCGUCUUCGGAGACGGCAGGUGCGAGACCGUCUACUUCAUCCACGCAGGACGAAUUGCAUCAGGAUGAAAACGGAGACGCUGUAGUUUUGCCGGAUGAGGAAGAAGACGAAGAGGGAGAAGACGAAACCGUCCACCUCCCGGUCCCGGAUGAUGUUGAUGCUGAACUCGUAUCUUCAGGAACGGACGCGGUCCUUGACCAGGAGCUGCACCCCACGGCAACCACGACACACAUCGUCACCACGACCCGCGACGAGCAUCGGUACGGCGCGGCCUGCACGGUGUUGCGGCGCAAGGUGGAAAAGCUGCUUUUCGUGUCCUUCGUCUUGAUUUUCGCUUGGGAGUCUGGCCGGCGCGAUCCGGCCAGCGUCUGCGCAUCGCCGCUAAGCGAGGACCUCAUCUCGGUCUCCAACGGUACUCACUGUUCGCGACCUGGCCGACCCACCUGUUCGGCCGGGCAAGCACCGCGCUCUCUGCUCGCCGGUCGCCACUCAGCGGAUCCUUUGGCGGAAGCAAAUGCAGCGUCUCUCCUGUCCUCCUGGUUUAGUACUUCCAAUACUGCCCCAGCGGCGCAGGAGAAGACCGUGGCGCAGGAGCAGCAACCCGAGAGUGAAGACGAAAAACAGGAUCAUAAUGACCAAUGCUUGCCUUCGAUCUUCGACGUGAUUGACGUUCCGCAAGGCAGUGAAGAAGUGAUGUGCUUUGCUGCGGAGACGAGCACUAGUGGAGUUGUUGACACCUCUAUCCAAGAAAAAAACGUGUUUAGUGUAAAUUUGUGAUGCGCAACAUAUUUAUAAGAUGACUGCGUCUUUCAUGCUAGGGAUGCAUUGUAGGGUCCAUUCAAGGGCGUUUUCUGGUACUAUCUGCGCAUGAUGUCAUGCCAGAGAUAUUUGCAAUGCUGAUCCUCCAAGAAAGUAUACACCUAGAAUCUUUUUUUCUUGGAUAGCCUCCUCCUGCGCAGGAGACGAGAGUUCGGGCACCAGCUCCUGCAAGGUCGUGGUUACAAAAAUGGGCCCGCCAAAAACUUGCGGCAACCUCAGGGGCCACUUGCAGGUCGCGGAUAAGACCGAGGGCUCGCAUAAUCAGGCGCUUGACGAUGAUAUUGAUAUCCGGUGUAAAUAAAACAUCCCCACCUCCUCCCGCCCAUAGUCAAGUAGAUGAGAAAAAAUCUGCGCCAUCGCAAUAAACUUUUGGCUGCUGCCGCUGCCCGCGACAAAUUUGGGCUAUCCGCAGUACAGCCGUUUCAUUUGACUAGUGCAGCCAAAUCGCAAAUCGAUUGAUAGCAUACGCUAUCGAGCCUUAUUUUCAGAUAGAGCAUGACAAGUUCCAAUUCCAUUGCAUUCAGAAAAUAGCUCUCAUGGCACGUAGCUUCACACGGUGAGAAGCAUUUUAGGCCCCCUGCAGAUUUGCAUGACAAGUGGGGACGUUUUUACUUACACAGGAUAGAUACAAUUGGGCACGAAACGGAGGACGGAGGGCGGGCGCCAGCUCCCGCUGUCCCCGGACUUGAUGACAGGCGCAGCCAGAGUACUAUCAAAGGAUGAAAAAACGCAGCAUGGUGUCUUGUCAUUCAGGAUGCAAGCGAAGAACCUUCGCUGAUGUAGUUUUCGCAAUACAGAUUUCACAAGAUGAUUUUUAUAUUUUUCUGCAGCUUGAUGCAUUUCAUGUAGUUUCUUUGAAGAAGGCCUUUGCGGCUUCUACAACUUGGUCGUCUCUAUUACUUCUAGCUGGUAAGGUGGAAGUAGUAGAUGUUGAACAUAGUAAGUACUUUUCGUGUUAUUUACACCAGAGGCAGAAACUCGAAGAUGUAGGUGUUACGUUUUUUCUCCUUGAAACGCCUCGGUAAAGGUGCAGCGCUGAUUGCAGGCGGGGGUGCUCUCUACCUUACCUAUGGAAACAACAUGCGCUGA